Phacochoerus africanus (Common warthog) is the source of this 1797-nucleotide messenger RNA. RefSeq names its product ubiquilin 3 (gene UBQLN3). Gene Ontology annotation, biological process: ubiquitin-dependent protein catabolic process. Lineage: Eukaryota; Metazoa; Chordata; Mammalia; Artiodactyla; Suidae. The record is from RefSeq and is a predicted model, not a curated record. Gene Ontology annotation, cellular component: cytosol. Gene Ontology annotation, molecular function: polyubiquitin modification-dependent protein binding.
AUGGCCAGAAGUGGAGAGGCCCUGCCACAGGGCAGCCCAGCGCCAGUCCCGGAUCCCCACCUCAUCAAGGUGACGGUGAAGACGCCCAAGGACAAGGAGGACUUCUCAGUCACUGACACCUGCACCAUCCGGCAGCUGAAGAAAGAGGUAUCCCAGCGCUUUAAGGCCCACCCUGACCAGCUGAUCUUAAUCUUUGCUGGUAAAAUCCUCAAGGACCCCGACUCCCUGGCACAGUGUGGGGUCCGAGAUGGCCUCACUGUCCACCUGGUCAUCAAGAUGCAGCGUCGCCCCGUGGGCGCGGAGUGCCCGGCUGCUUCCGCCCCCAGCCCAGCAGCCCCCAGCCCUGGACCGCUCCCUCAGCCAAGCUCCAUUUACCCGGGAGAUGGGCCACCCAUCUUUAGCUUAGGUGUCCUUGCAGGCCUCCAGGGGCUAGGCCUGACCUCCGGUAGUUUCCCCGACCAGCCGAGCUCACUGACGUGGCAGCAGGUGUCCAUGCCUGGGUUUGUGGCUCAGAUCACUGACGACCCCUUCAUCCAGGGACUGCUGUCCAACACAGGCCUGGUGCACCAGCUGGUUCUUGACAAUCCCCACGUGCAGCAGCUGAUCCAGCACAACCCUGAGAUUGGGCAUAUCCUCAACAACCCCGAAAUCAUGAGGCAGACUCUGGAGUUUCUACGCAACCCCGCCAUGAUGCAAGAGAUGAUGCGUAGCCAGGACCGGGCGCUCAGCAACCUGGAGAGCCUCCCUGGUGGCUACAACGUGCUCCGGACCAUGUACACGGACGUCAUGGACCCCAUGCUCAAUGCCAUGCAGGAGCAGUUCAGUGCCAAUCCCUUUGCCCCCACCACUGUGGCUAAGGCUACCACCAGCAGCAGCCAGCCUUCAAGGACAGAGAACCGGGACCCUCUCCCCAACCCCUGGGCUUCCACCUGUGCAGGCUCAGGGGGCAGGCGAGGCGGGAGGCCUGAGGACCGGGACGUAUCUGAACCUAGAACUAGGGUUCCCAACAUCCUAGGAAAUCUAGGGCUCUGUGACCAUCUCCAGCAAUUACACGAGACGCCCCUGUCCCUGGGAACCUGUCUGCAGGGGAUGGCAUCCGCCCUCAGCCCAAGUCAAGAACCACCACUGCCGCCGCAAGGAAGCCAACUUCCUCCAACUUCGCCCUCAUCCCAGGAACCUGGGUCAGGCAAAGCUCCCCCCAGGGAGUCACUAGCAGUCAAGGGAAAGCCCACCUGCCCCGGGUUCCUGAGAUACCCCCCAGAGAGGGGUCCUAGAAAGGACGAAGGCUGCAAUGGCGCAGGGAAUGGCUCCACCCUGCCUGAUCUUGUCUCCGGGCUGGGGCGUGCUGCCAACAGGGCCCCGUGUGUUCCUUCACCACCUUCCCCCAUGGCAGCUACCGCUGGAAUCCCUGCGCACGCCUGGUGGCCGCCGCCAGCUUAUCCAAGAUCGCUGAGGCCAGACAGCAUGAGUCAGGUCCCACAGUUGCAGGACGAGAUGCACUGGCAGCUGCCGCUGCUGCUCCACCUUCAAGCGGCCAUGGCCAACCCUCGUGCCAUGCAUGCCCUGCUGCAGAUUGAGCAGGGGCUGCAGAUCCUGGCUACCGAAGCCCCACACCUCCUACUCUGGUUCAUGCCUUGCCUAGCAGGGCUGGGAAGUAUGGCAGGAGGUGCAGAGCCUAGAGAGGGCACCCUUCCGCCGGAUGAUCCCCCCACACCUGCAGCUCCUGGGGUGUCCUCAACACAGGACACAGAGCUGGGCCUCCACCCCACUCCUUCCUCCAGAUAUUGCAAGCCCUAG